AUGUAUCGAAUGUACGUCAAAGAGAAGCUUUUGGAAGAGAGUAAAAGAGUACAAGAAAAUAAAGAAAAUACAAAGAAGGAAAAAGAAAAUCAAGAAGACGAAAAUGAGGAGGAUGAAGAAGCUAAUGAAGAAGAGAACAACAAAAAGCAAGAUGAAGAAGAUGAUGACAAGGAAGAUGAUACGGGUGACAAAAAUGGACAGAACCAAGAGAAUGACGGAAAUGAAAGGAACAAAAUAGGAAAAAAGAAACAAACAUUUGACGUUGUACACGAAAACAUCGUAAGAAAACCUAUGUACACAAAAAUCUCUAACAGCGAGUUCAAUUACGGAUUUUUUAAGCCAAAGAAGGAUCAGUGCGAGACUUGCACAGCAUAUAAGAUGAUGUCGCCCGAAGAGAAAGUUCAAAAUGAAUUGACACAAAACACUCAUCUUGAAAUGAAAUCUGAGGCAAGAAGAUUGAUAAAUCUUGACAAAGAAGGCGCUUUGAAGGACAGCAAGAUAUGCUGUGCAAGCUACAACUUGCAAAAGUCUUAA
Molecule: messenger RNA, 534 nt
Organism: Copidosoma floridanum
Lineage: Eukaryota; Metazoa; Arthropoda; Insecta; Hymenoptera; Encyrtidae
Product: myb-like protein X
Source: RefSeq, a predicted model, not a curated record